CAAUUUCACAAGUUUAUUUAAAGCUUAUUCAUUCGACUGAUAGUCUAAAAACCUAAGAAGGAUGAUGACACAGAAGAAGAAAAGAAUCAUCUGUUACUUUAUUCAAUGAGCAAAGACAAUAAGGCUUUUUUUGCGUCUGUUUCUUUGAUGAUAUCAUAAUGGACUCGUGAGGUUUCAUCGUCCAGUUUGGCCCCUUUGAUAAAAGCAGUGAGUGAAUAUAUUGAGUUCCAUAGCGCUGAAGAUGUAUGGUUUAGCUCUGUUUUCAUCAUCAAGUCAACAUCAGUGACAUUUCAGUGGAACUCAGACUCGUGCUCCGGGAAAAGACCAGCGAAGUUGACCUCAAGCGCAAAGCAGUGAUUGAUCUGGAGCUGGACAAGAAGAAGCCCAAGUUGAGCAGGUCGCCCGCCGAAGAGCUCGCCGUUUCUGGCGUUGAUGCUGUGAAAGGAGGCAGUUUCAGUGAAGAGGUUUCAACCAGGAAGAGCUCGGUCGCCGUCAUCACCGGAGGUGAGAGGAUGAUGUCCAGCUUCUCGGCCUGAAGAGAGUCCACAUCUCCUUUCACGCUGGUGAGCGCCAGUGAGAGUAGGAACGUGUCGGACAGGUCCCGACAGCUGAAGAAACUGGAACUGUCAGUCCAAUUCACGCUCAAGUGUUUGAAGAGCACAGUAGAAAUUCUCCUGGUCACGAGAGACGGGUCAGCAGAGGGCCGACCAAGUGGAGUCCAGCAUGAAGGGACAGACUCAGGAAGUCUCUGUUCCUCGGAAACGUAGCCGUAAGAGGAAACAUCUCGUGGAAGAGCCUCCGUCUGAGGAGAAGCAGUUACCAGAGGUGCCCAACUGGGCCUGCACCAGCCGAGCUCGCUUUGAGAAUCGCUACACAGUGGGAAGCAUCAUGGCCAAAGGCGGGUUCGGGGUGGUGUGUGCCGGCUGGCGUAAAGCCGAUAACAUCCCGGUGGCCAUCAAGUUUGUCGACAGGUGCCAAGCGGAAUACACAAAGAUACUCAUCCGGGGGCAGGAGUGGAAGAUCAACGAGGAGGUGGCCAUGACAGCCAGGGCGGCAGACGGGCAACCGCAGCCCUUCGUCAUCGGCCUGAUGGACUUCUACGACCUGGAGACAGACGCCGUGCUCAUCUUGGAAAGACCUCGUGACAUGGUUGACCUCAACGACUUCAUCCGGGAGCGAGGAAACUGCCUGACGGAAGAGCUGACCCGGGUCAUCAUGAGGCAAAUGGUGGACGCGGCCGCUCACAUUCUCGGCAACGGCGUCUUCCACCGAGACAUUAAGGAGCACAACAUCCUGAUUCAGGCCAACAUGGCCGCCCCGAGGAUCCGGAUCAUCGACUUCAGCUGCAGCUGCUUCGUCAGCGAGGAGCCGUACGACGCCAAAAGCUUCGCCGGAACCCCAUCGCUGGCUCCUCCGGAGGUGAUCCUGAGCGAGGUCUACAAGGCCGGACCCACCACGGUCUGGCAGCUGGGGGCGCUGAUGUGGCAGCUCACCAGCUUGUACCGCGGCUUCAGCACGCUCAAGUUCUUGGCCAAAACCUUACCUCACGUCGGCUUGCUCUCCAAAUACGCAGAAGACUUUCUGAGAAUUUGCCUCCUGCGAGACGAAGACAAGAGACCCACCGUGGAGCAGCUGCAGCAUCAUCCAUGGCUGAGUUACUGACCCCCCUCUGUGGUCAUGGAGAGUCAAGGACACAGUCCUGCUCUGCCUGUCUGUAGAUCCUUCAAUAAUAAAACUUUGUCAUGCUUUUCUUGAAGAUUCCACCAGCCAACAAGUUGGGAGUUCACGAUGGGCACAAACCGAAAAGUGUCCAACAGAUUUUUAAAUCCACACACGUUUUAAAAUUUCAGGAUUUUUUUUUUCAUUUCACCUUGACUUUAUAAUUGGUCCAAAUAAUGUUUUUAUAGUAUGAUUUUAAGACUUUGUGCGAUUUAUUUAAACCCUAUUUUCUCUUGAUGAAUUUCAUUUUUCUUCUAUUUAUUUUUUAAAUUAAUUAGCAUUUUUCCUUUUUAUUUUCAAGUGUUAAUUUUUCUGUCUGAAGUGUUUUGGCUUACAAUUACAAUUUAUUCUUAUACCCCUCCCCUCUUUUUAAUUUAAUUUAAUUUUUUGUAGUGUUUAUUACUUAAUUCUACAGGUAUUUAUUUUAGUUCCUUUGAUAAAACUUCAAACUAUAUGCUUCAGAAUUAGCUUUGUACAACACUUACUUUCAUACUGUAUUUGUAAAAUACUUUUCACAUUUUAAAUGCAAAUGUACUCAUAUUUAAGUAGUAUUUUUCACAUUUUUAAAGAUACAUUUCAAAUGUUGAUAUGAAUAAAACUAUUACUGGGGUAAUACUGGGAAAUAUUAUUCACCAGAUACAUGGUUUUCUGCUUUUAAAAUUUGCCUGAUAAAAGCAAACAGAAUGACAACUUUUACUGUUGUGUUAAGUUUAAAAGAACAAGUUAGCAUGUAGCUGCUAGCUAAGCUAUUGGGAAGCGUCUUAUUUAUCAUUUGUUAAUGGGCUAGUGCAGCUAUAUGGCAUUAGUGGUGUAUUUGUUUACGUGUCUCCAUGGCGACGCCUUCCAGCUGGUGGGAUUAAACAAACCACCAUGACCCGGUUCUGAACAUGUAGCGACACAAGCACGGCUCACAUCUCUUUAACUGGCGUAUUAUUUCUUUAAUGGAUGGUAAACACGGGCGCAGCUGUUUCCUCGCGGGACAACCUGAGUAGCUGGAGAGGAGGAGGACGCCGAGGGUUUGACUGUGUGCCAGAGAAACCCCUCGUUGUCCUUCACCACCUCAUUUCUCUUGCUGCACUUCCACUCUGUUAAUGACACAUGAUGGACUCGAUGUGAGAGCUGAUGCGCCGCUUGUCCUUGGUCUCCGGGCGUGUCCAGCGUGGAGCACUGCAUCUGCUCUCAUUCUCAUGGCCCACUGAAAGCGCCAGUGACUCCAGUUAGAACAAUAAAACAGUGGUGAAUAUGGAGUGAAGUCCAAGAUCAUGUGUUAUACUCUCGACCACAGCCUCUAUUUGUGGCCGCAUGACUUUAAAAAUAGAUGCCAUCCAUCCAUCCUCACUACAACAUAAGUCAUUGUGACAUUCCAAGGCAUCUAUGAGGUCACAUGGCACUAUACUUAUUACAUUAAGUGACUCAUAUAAACAGUCCUUUUAUCGUU
Messenger RNA from Synchiropus splendidus (mandarinfish), 3157 nucleotides. RefSeq names its product serine/threonine-protein kinase pim-1-like. NCBI's taxonomy places the organism in Eukaryota, Metazoa, Chordata, Actinopteri, Syngnathiformes, Callionymidae. Gene Ontology annotation, molecular function: ATP binding; protein serine/threonine kinase activity. The transcript has 9 exons. Bases 724 to 1662 code for a protein of 312 amino acids. The record is from RefSeq and is a predicted model, not a curated record. Gene Ontology annotation, cellular component: cytoplasm. Gene Ontology annotation, biological process: negative regulation of apoptotic process; regulation of mitotic cell cycle; protein autophosphorylation.